GGAAAGUCUUUCACAGGAUGACAAGGCUUUCCGAACAAGUACUUGGAACAACGACGAUUAAAUUAUUGCAAAGCUUUUAUUAAAUAUAAAAUGAAUCCGGUCAUUGAUGUCAAAUCUGAAGCAGACUUUCAACAGGCCAUCAAAAAUGCAAAAAAAGAACUAGUAGUUGUGCAUUUCUGGGCACCGUGGGCAACACAAUGUGAACAAAUGAAUUUGGCCAUGGAAGAACUGGCAAAGCAGUUUGUAAGAGUUCACUUAAUCAGAUUAGAAGCGGAGGAAAUACCUGAAGUAUCACAACAUUUUGAAAUAGUUGCUGUACCGACUUUCAUUUUUAUAAAAAAUGGACAGAAAAUUGACCGAUUGGAUGGUGCCCAUGUUCCAGAGCUUGAAAAAAUGAUCAAGAAAAAUCUGGAUGCCAUCGCACCAAUCACCGACUCAAUACAAACUAGCAAAGAGAUGCUUGAUAAUAAAUUAAAACGACUUAUCAACUCAGCUCCUUGCAUUUUAUUUAUGAAAGGAUCUCCAGAAACACCCAGAUGUGGAUUCAGCAAACAAACUAUUGCUUUAUUGCAAAAAUACAACGCAGAGUUCAGUACUUUUGACAUAUUAGAAGCACCCGAUGUUCGACAAGGUCUGAAAGAGUAUUCUAACUGGCCGACGUAUCCCCAACUGUACAUCAACGGCAAACUCAUUGGCGGCUUGGACAUACUUAAAGAAAUGGAUGAAGAAGAUGAGCUUGAUGAAAUGUUACCAAAACCAACUACAAAAGAGAGCUUGGAAGAUCGACUUAAAAAAUUAAUAAACCAAGACAAAAUUAUGCUUUUUAUGAAAGGAGAACCAGAUGCUCCCAGGUGUGGAUUUAGUAAGAAGAUUGUUGAAAUUUUGAAAGAGAUUGGAACCAAAUUUGGGCACUUUGAUAUACUCACAGAUGAUGAAGUAAGGCAGGGUUUGAAGACUUUUUCUAAAUGGCCAACAUAUCCCCAAAUUUAUGUUAAAGGAGAACUUCUUGGUGGACUAGAUAUCAUUCGCGACAUGCAAGAAGAUGGAGAAUUAGAAGAUGCAUUGAAGACAGACUAAAAUAUGUUCACUGUUAUUUUUUAUAAUGUGCCUUCUGAGGAAACUUGAUGUAGGCCUGUAUAUCCUCUAAUUCUCUUGUCCCCCUCCCCUGUAUUGAUUGAUAACACCAAAAAUUCAUGCUAAAAAGGAAUUCUUGACAGCUCCACUUGGGCACACACUAGGAAUUAUCAGGAUUCACUAAAGUUUCAUUUCAAGAUGUCGCUACCCAAAAUGGUAAAUGCUUUUAAUGCGUCUUACAAUAUGUGUAAAAAUAUGAAUAGUUUAUUGCAUGUGAAAUAAAGUUUUUUUCAGUUCCAGUAUUUCAACAUGAUACAAAUAGUGACUAGCUAAUGUCAGUCGGGGCAGGGUGAAUAUAUUUCCAUGAGUAAAUCAUUAUUUAUACGCUUAUUACUAUUUAAAAACACAGCAAAUGAGGGCUUUUUCGUUCUGAGAGAUCAAUAGAAAUGAUGAAUCUUCUCUGUCGUCUGGAGUUGUAAAUCUGACAUGUGCAAAUUGGUAACAGUUCAAACAUUAAAAUAUUACUAGCAUGAUACUGAGUAACAACAGGUCAGACAGACAACACAAGAAUACAGAAUCAAAA
Molecule: messenger RNA, 1657 nt
Organism: Styela clava
Lineage: Eukaryota; Metazoa; Chordata; Ascidiacea; Stolidobranchia; Styelidae
Product: glutaredoxin-3-like
Biological process (GO): intracellular iron ion homeostasis
Cellular component (GO): cytosol; nucleus
Source: RefSeq, a predicted model, not a curated record